This is a messenger RNA of Babesia bigemina, 2214 nucleotides long. RefSeq names its product tubulin-tyrosine ligase family protein, putative. Gene Ontology annotation, cellular component: cilium. Lineage: Eukaryota; Apicomplexa; Aconoidasida; Piroplasmida; Babesiidae. Gene Ontology annotation, biological process: microtubule cytoskeleton organization; protein polyglutamylation. The coding region runs from base 1 to 2214 and encodes 737 amino acids. Gene Ontology annotation, molecular function: metal ion binding; tubulin binding; tubulin-glutamic acid ligase activity. The transcript has a single exon. The record is from RefSeq and is a predicted model, not a curated record.
AUGGUUGACAUGAACUAUACCGAUACAGCAAGCUUCAAAGCCCGCAUGUGGCCGCCGCACCUAUACCCGGCCAUCAACCAUGCAACCACAGUACGACAGCGAUGCAGCCAAACAACUAAACGUUCUGCUUCGAUAGCUCCCACGCGAUGUAAGCACCCAACAAAUGCCGCAAUGCGGCGAAAGUCGUUCGCUUGCUCUAAGGACGAACAGGUCCUGCGCCGCAUCAACGACAUAAUCGGAUUCGUAGACACCAUGGACACGACCAAAAAAGAUAUAACCAGUGACGACAGGAGCACUUGUGAUUCGCAAACUGGCAUUUCAGACCAGGUGCCGGCGUCGAAUCUCGUAAAAUUGCUCUCCUCAAGGCUGCAUGAGUUAAGCAAACUGAACCAGAGCAGACGGACAGCAAAAUCGAGAUUGGCGAACCCCGUUGAUAAUGGCAUCAAGGCUACGGGGCAUGUUGCAAUGUCUGGUGUUGCCAGCAAUACUGCGUUAAGUCAUUGGGGUGCGGGUGGAAGCGCAUUGGCUGGCGGAAAAUGCCACGACGGGAACCACCGUAGGGAGUAUCACGGGGCAAAUAUGGCAUGGCCCUACCGCGCUGCAACUUUGUACAAGCGACCCGUAAUCAACAUAUCGUCCGCAAAAGCAGAUGCGGCGAUCUUAAAAGAGGCUGCAAAAAGACUGAGGUGGGACACAUGUGAAGUUGGAGCAGGUGGCGACAUAUUCUGGUUCUCCACUUGCUUCACGGAGCGCAUGCUCAAAGAUCAAAGCAAGGCGCUAUUUGGAAUAACCUAUAAGAAGGUCAUCGUCAACAGAUUUGCAAACAUACAGGCAGCAACGCGAAAGUCGUUGUUUGCAUGCCUAACAGACAUCUACGUCAGGUACACGGAAGACGACCCCUGUCUUUACAGUUUGGCAACAUGCCCAAAGACAUAUCUCUUUCCCAAAUGCAACAGAAAGGUCUUGAGUGAGAUGCGGAGUGGCAUCCCGAUGAUACUCAAGCCGUCCACGGGCUCUAUGGGAAACGGUAUCAAGGUCGUCACCUGCCCAGAGCGGAUACCGCAGACCAUAGCAAGGGGCGACAACUACAUUUGCCAGGUAUACAUCGCGCGGCCGAUGCUGCUAAAUGGCAGGAAAUUUGAUUUUAGGCUAUACAUGGUUAUCACUAACAUAGGGGGAGGGUUUCACGCGCUGCUCUCCACGCUGGGACUCGCCCGCGUAUGCAUCCACCCGUACCAGCUGCCAGACAGCAACAACUGCAAUGAUAAGUUCAUGCACCUCACGAACUACUCGAUUAACCGGCACCACGCGCGGUUCCAGAGAAGCGCCGACGUUGAUGACAACGCGGGGCACAAGCGCACAAUGAGGUCGGUGCUUGACACCCUCAGCACGACCCACGGCAUCAAUAGCAACGAAAUAUGGGCGAAAAUGGUAACACUGAGCGAAGCGGCUGUGUCUAUACUCUAUCCAACUGUGCAAAUAAAUUCGGACCCCAGCGACGCCUACAGCUUCCAAAUCAUGGGCCUGGAUGUGCUCCUCGACGAAGAUGGUAAAAUGUGGCUUUUGGAGAUUAACGCUAACCCGAGCCUACAGUACAUGUACCACGAGAACGACACCGUAAAAUACGAUGUGGUGGAUCAACACGUCAAAGUGUCGCUCGUGGAGGAGUGUCUAAAGCUGGCGCACAGGCUCCGCUGCGGAAGCACAAACAAAGAAGAGAUGCAAGCAUGGAUCGAGCUUCGCGUGCGCAUACCGCCGGAAAUAGGCGAUGUUACUGCACUGUUCGCGGAAUACAAAAGCAAGUAUAAGGAGGAAGACAUACAGUGUGACGAUUGGUUACGCUUCUGCAAAGAUAACGGUCUGGUCGCAGCCAUGCAAGAUUCCAUUCAGAGCGAGCACGGAAACAAGGCGAGCAACGGCAAAAUCGACCUGCAAGAGACAAAAAAGAUCAUGAAAAACAUAUUCCUGCGCACGCACACACGCCGAAGCUUGAACGGGUUUCCCGAGUUCCUCAGUCACAUGGAAGCGAUCGCGACGUUUAUUUACAAGAAAAUGAAAUACAAAGAUCCCGAGCAGCUGGUAGCGGAGGUCGAGACAGAAGUGCAAUCAGCAGAUUCGCAAAACCGUAGACGCGACCACCACAACAUACGUCCAGCGGCUUGCCUCCGCAAACUAGUAGAUCACAUGCAAUUCUAUACCGACUUUAGAGUCUAG